Molecule: messenger RNA, 3433 nt
Organism: Pocillopora meandrina
Lineage: Eukaryota; Metazoa; Cnidaria; Anthozoa; Scleractinia; Pocilloporidae
Source: the annotation of a GenBank genome assembly
GGAGGUGUGGAUGUGAAAUUUACCCAGAAACCUUCAAAUCCAAGCUACUUUAACGAUGGUAGUGAUGCAAACCUGGUGUGGGACUACACUGAUCCACAUAAUAAGGUUCAGCACAUUAUCUACAGUGUUCUGGUAAAUGGUAAAUUUGUCGAAAUGAUGUUUAACGACAGUGCUGGUGUCCAAGAAUAUGUCAAUAUUCCACUUUCUUACCAAGGAAGAGUUAAAAUUGAAGGAAGAGCUACCUUGGUUAUCAAGAACAUCAACCCUGGAGACAAUACCAAAUUUAGGUGUGAACUCGAGAGCUCAGAACUGCUUCCAAGUGUAGUGGAGCUUAUUGUGGGAGGUACGUAAUACAGACAUAAACAUUAAUAAUCAAAACAUAAAUCAAAUACAUUCAAGUUAUAUCUCUUAUAUUUCUGAGAUCUGGAUAAAGUAAACAAUAGCUUAAAUUUGCGCAAACCAUUAUAUGCUGGGUUGAAAUUGGCUGGCUAAUUCGGCUUUUGGGAACAAAAAUUAUGGUGCUUCUUUUACUUGGAAUGUGAUACCACACUCCUAAAAGGAGAAAAGAAAUUCUACCAUCUACUUUACUGUUUUUCAUCAGUAAGAAAUCAAAGAGUUAUCAAAGACUUAUUGUUUUAUUCUUCUGGAUUGUUCUGUAAUGCAUAGAUAACUAUUACUAAUUAAUAUGUGUACAGACAUUUUCUCUCAGCAAAGCUUUCAAUUAAAAAUGGUCUGUCAAAAGUUGAAACAACCCAACUGGUCGUACGACUUUGCUAAGUCAAUGAAGGAAAAUAUUGUGUGACCAAUCACUAGCAGCAUGUUAAUUCAAUUUGGUGUGAAAAAAAUGGUAUUGCUUUUAAUUCAAGCCUUUAAAAGAGACUUGCUAAAGGCAAUGAAAGUUAACACUGCACCAUUUGCUGCUUUCUGAGGAUUAUGAUCUUUAAGGUUUGCAGAUGUAAAUCUAGUCUACAGAGUGCUGAUUUCCUUUAGUAAUAUAUCUGACACUAAGAACCAAGUCGAGACUUAGAGGAUUUGUGUGAUGGAGCAAAAUUUUCUCAAAGUUAUGAAAGUAAUAAACCAAUAAAGUCUAAGCGUGCAAACAGAAAAUAAUUCAAUUAUGGUCAGUGUGGCCAGGUAGAAAUGCUGUUCUUAGCAGAUGUUGUUAUUCAUAGAGGUCAGUUCAACAGCUCUAACUUUACUGCUGACUUUGGUUGCUCCACUGAGGAACUGGCUGGAUUCCACAAAGAGCUUGAAGAGACUAAAAGUACUCAAUUUCAGUUCAGAGUAUGAAACGUUUUGUGACCUUAUGUAACAUAAACUUUUCAAAAACUUUUCAUGUAAAAAACAGAAGCCUAGUUUUCAUUGAAUAUACUUUUUUAACCUUCUUUCCAAGUGUUUUACCAUUCACUUUUUAAUACAUUAUCUUGGAUGUCCUAACAACAUUAAGUACAUGAAAUUGAUUUUACUUUGAUUGGGUUUCGCAAAAAAAAAAAAAAAAAAGCUUUCUCCUUUAAAUUAUCGUGACUAUAUUUCAUCAUCAAGUGAUUAAUGCCACCUCUUCCAGGUGGUAGUAGAGCACUUAGGUUUCUGCUAUUUUAUACUACUGAUGUCAUCAUUGACAUUGAUGAGGCUAAUGCUUACAAGGUUUCUUCCAUUUGAAGGAAGUUCAGAAUUAUCUUGUUCCUUUUGAUAGGCAGCAAAUUUUAGCACAGUUUGAAGGACAGCUGUUUGCACACAUUUACAAGGGCUAAAGCAAAGCAUGAUAAUGGUCUUCCAACUGAUGAUAAUUCAGUUCAGUUAAUUAUCCUUUGAUGAUAAUUUCAUGUAGCAUUAGCUUGUUUUGCAUGAAAGCUGUAUGUUUUGGAUUGUGGUAUAGAUCAAGCUAGCAUACACUUACGCUUGAUGAAACACGUUCCGCUACAUAACUCUCUUAAGGCUCUUGUACCCAACAGAUUAUUGGAGAUGUUUCAAAGGUAGCACCUCUAAGUCUCUAAAGUAGGUUAAUAUAAAUCCAAACAAAAGUACAUAGAAUUCUAUAAUAGUUUCUGGUUUCUUCCUAAACUUCUUCCAAGAUUUUGUAAUAUUGUUAACUGGAUGACAAGCUAUAUCUGGACCCACCGAAAUUCUGGUAUUGUUAAGUAACCGUGCAUUAAGUUCCUGUACACUUACACCUAUGAUAUAUUUGUUACAACUUCAGUUGGAGGCUCUUCAAAUUGGCAGCUCUUAACCUCUUAGCUCUUGCUACUCUGGUUAGCAAGGUAUUUUUUUGGUUUCUUACUCAAACCUUGAAGCACAAAUUAUUAACAGUGGUCUCCAUACAGUCCAUUCUUAAUGCAGGAAAUUCAUUCGCUUUCUUUGCACUUGGCUUGGGCUUAAGAACGUUUUAUUUGCGAGUAUAAUUCUUCAAAAUGUGGAGGAAAAGUCCGAAACUCUCGCUUCUGCAAACUCCCUUUGCAGAACAAUCAUGAUGAACAAUCAAAUUACUUAAUGUUUGACAAAAGAAUGAUACAAGGAUGUGGGUAAGUUCUUCUCUUUAAGUAAUGGGCAAGCAGCAUUCAGCAUGCUACUGGUGUAUUCUUUUCAUCUGGAAAAAAUCCAUAGUGUCUCUUUCAUUUAAAUCCCAGUUCUCUGGUUUGAGGAUGUCUCCAGUAGAUCUUUUGUCAAGCCAAGUUUCAAGUGAGGCGUGGCUUGAUUAGCUCUGUUCCUAUUUUUUUGUGCAACAGCAAAAAUCUUAUCCAAAAAAGUGUUAGUAGCUUAGAAGCCAGGAUCCUCAGCCCAAUAAGUAACUUCCUAAAUUAGCUCUUAAUUCCCGUGGCUGGAGCUCUGCUUUAUAAUUUAGCUUGUGAAAAAGCUAAAUUGUACUGAAUGAAGUUUGAGCUUCCUUAUACUAGUGGCUGGAGCUCUACUUUAUAAUUUAGCUUGUGAAAAAGCUAAAUUGUACUGAAUGAAGUUUGAGCUUCCUUAUACUAGUGGCUGGAGCUCUGCUUUAUAAUUUAGCUUGUGAAAAAGCUAAAUUGUACUGAAUGAAGUUUGAGCUUCCUUAUACUAGUUGGUUGUUGGGGACCAUUUGGUGGAUACUUUUGUUUAUUUUAUUGUAAUUGGGUAAAUUUUAAUACUCAGUCUAAGUAAGAUUUGCUGCGCCCUAUGAGGAGUGAUAUAAACUCUUUAUCUUUCAGAGGCACCACUUAUAAACCUCUCGUUAGGAGGGAAAUAUUACAUUGAAGGAACCCCUGUCACCAUAGCCUGUGAAGCUUCUGGGAAACCACUGCCGGAUGUAGCGUGGAUUAGGAAUGGAGUACUGGAAAGUUCAGGGAAGAAAGCUGCGUUUUUAAAGUUCGAUAAUAUAAACAGAACAGAUGCGGGACAAUAUACAUGUCGAGCCAAUAACUCAGUGGAAGUCACUUCUGUUGACACAACAAUCGUAGUUCACUGU